Molecule: messenger RNA, 759 nt
Organism: Miscanthus lutarioriparius
Lineage: Eukaryota; Viridiplantae; Streptophyta; Magnoliopsida; Poales; Poaceae
Source: the annotation of a GenBank genome assembly
AUGGAGCAGACGCGCACGGGCGGUGCCGGUGAGCAGCCCAGGGGGGCUCCCGGCGAGGAACCUGCGAAGAGGAUCAUCGGCGCAGACGUGCCCGCGGCGGCGGCGGCGGAGUCUGGCUUUGGCUGCUUCGACUGCAACAUCUGCCUCGAGUGCGCCACGGAGCCGGUGGUCACGCUCUGCGGCCACCUCUACUGCUGGCCCUGCAUCUACGAGUGGCUGCGCCCCGACGCCGAAGCCGACGCCAUGAGCUCGGCGAGGCGGCAGUGCCCCGUGUGCAAGGCCGCGGUGUCCCCGGACGCGCUCGUGCCGCUCUACGGCCGCGGCGGGAGCUCCGACGCCAAGAAGCCGCCGCGCGGCCUGGCCAGCAUCCCGCGCCGCCCGGCCCUGCGACAGAGCGCGCAAGACAGCCGCGGCGACGGCGGCCACCACCAUCGGCACGCCGAGACCGACGCGCCAGCCCGGACGCCGCGGCACCCCGCCGACGCCCACGCCGCGCAGUUCGACGCCCUCCUCCCCACGCCGUUCGGGGACCGCGGCAUGAUGCACUCGACGGCCGGAGGGAUGCUCGGAGGGAUGGCGGUGGCCGUCCUCCCGCUGGUGCUCCGUGGGCAGGCGCAGCCGCCGGGCAUGUACUACUCGGGCACUUACCAUCUGAUGAACCCCAGGCAGAGACGGUUUCAUAUGGAGGUAGAGAGGUCCCUGCAUCAGAUAUGGUUCUUCCUCUUCGUGUUCGUGGCGCUGUGCUUGCUCUUGUUCUGA